AUGCCUACUAGAGAUGCAGGACCGGAAGCUCGUUUGCAAGGAUAUCAUGUUUCAGCAAAACCAUUUGGUGUAAAAUCACUUAUGAAUUGCCUUCCAACAGAAUUAUCCGAUCGGUUAAAUGAAAUCCUUCCUGGCCCGGUUACAGGUGAAGAUCACAAUCCCUCAUUUGUGGAUCAAUUCGGAGAAUUGUUGAUUUCAUUUCCUUGUAAAAAAUUUAAUAAUUUGCGCGAAUUUUCCGAGAUAAAUCAUGACCACACGGUGUUGAUAACUUUUAGGGAUAAAAUAAGGGAAUUUUUGUUGCAAGGUUUAGAUGUACAAUGGAAUAAAAAAUUUGUUAGAUAUGAGAUAGUCGAUAAUGGUGUUUGGGCUUAUUUUGAUGACGGUACAAAAGAGUUUGGUGAUAUUUUAGUUGGAUCUGAUGGAGUUAAUUCACCUGUUCGUAAACAGAAAUUACCAGACUUGGAGGUAAAAAAUUUGGGAGUAUCAUGUGUAAUAUUUGACAUUGCACCAAGUAAAGAUCUUGUCGAAAGAUUUUCAAAAAGUUCUUCUAGAGAUAGCAUAUUUAAAAUAUCAUUGGGAGAUCGUGGAGAUAAUUUAGUUACAGUAUUUAGACUCAUCCCAGUCGAAACAAAAGAUCCACAAGAUGAUGAUAUUCACUACAGAUUUACAUUCACGUAUACUUAUCCAUCAUCAUUUGAUGAUUACGAUAGUGAUGAUUAUGCUACAAAAUCUGCUUCCUUUAUACCUUCUGUAAAAUUGAUUUUUUUGGCAAAUGAAAGUGCCUUUUCAUAA
Messenger RNA from Entrophospora sp. SA101, 792 nucleotides. The record is from the annotation of a GenBank genome assembly. NCBI's taxonomy places the organism in Eukaryota, Fungi, Glomeromycota, Glomeromycetes, Entrophosporales, Entrophosporaceae.